Cariama cristata (Red-legged seriema) is the source of this 789-nucleotide messenger RNA. RefSeq names its product cytochrome c oxidase assembly protein COX15 homolog (gene COX15). Gene Ontology annotation, biological process: heme A biosynthetic process. Bases 19 to 789 code for a protein of 256 amino acids. The transcript has 5 exons. Lineage: Eukaryota; Metazoa; Chordata; Aves; Cariamiformes; Cariamidae. The record is from RefSeq and is a predicted model, not a curated record. Gene Ontology annotation, cellular component: mitochondrial inner membrane. Gene Ontology annotation, molecular function: oxidoreductase activity, acting on NAD(P)H, heme protein as acceptor.
ACAGAAUCGGGCCUUUCUAUGGUUGACUGGCACCUAGUAAAAGAGAUGAAACCCCCGAGAACGCAGAAGGAGUGGGAAGCCGAGUUCCAGAAGUACCAGCAGUUCCCAGAGUUUAAAAUCCUGAAUCAUGACAUGACGCUGACAGAGUUCAAGUUCAUUUGGUACAUGGAGUAUUCGCACCGUAUGUGGGGCCGUGUUGUGGGUUUGGCCUACAUUCUGCCUGCUGCCUACUUCUGGCGAAAGGGCUGGCUCAGCCGCCCCAUGAAGGGCUGUGUUCUUGCGCUCUGUGGGCUCGUCUGCUUCCAGGGGCUGCUGGGAUGGUACAUGGUGAAGAGCGGGUUGGAAGAGAAACCAGACUCUUACGACAUUCCUCGGGUCAGUCAGUACCGUCUUGCAGCACAUCUCGGCUCCGCACUGGUUCUGUACUCUGCUAGCCUGUGGACGGGGCUGUCUUUGCUGCUUCCACGAUACAAGUUACCUGAAACCCAUCAACUCCUUCGUUUGAGACAAUAUGCUCAUGGCACUACAGCUCUCAUUUUUCUUACUGCUCUUUCAGGUGCCUUUGUGGCAGGGCUGGAUGCUGGCCUUGUGUACAAUUCCUUCCCCAAAAUGGGGGAGCGCUGGAUCCCAGAUGAUCUCCUUGCCUUCUCCCCAGUGCUGAGAAAUAUCUUUGAGAAUCCUACAACUGUACAGUUUGAUCAUAGGAUCUUGGUAAGUGCCGUCUUCCUGCUCCGUCUCUGCUGCUUCUCUGUUGCUUCCUGUAGCCAAGCCGUCCUCUUUGGGCCGUAG